This is a messenger RNA of Naegleria lovaniensis, 1158 nucleotides long. RefSeq lists its product as uncharacterized. The record is from RefSeq and is a predicted model, not a curated record. Gene Ontology annotation, cellular component: endomembrane system. Gene Ontology annotation, molecular function: GTP binding; GTPase activity; protein binding. The transcript has 2 exons. The coding region runs from base 1 to 1158 and encodes 385 amino acids. Gene Ontology annotation, biological process: intracellular protein transport. NCBI's taxonomy places the organism in Eukaryota, Heterolobosea, Eutetramitea, Acrasida, Naegleriidae.
AUGGGCCAAAAACAAACAGCAGCAACGAGUCAUCAAGAGGAAACCCAUGACCAAAAAGUAGAAGAAUUUCUAUCGGAACAAGUUGCUGUUCAGUAUUUUGAAGUAAAUAAAUUUUUACUCAAUUUGAAAAAUCAAACAGAGCUGGAGAAAGCAUUACCUACUGAGCUCAUAUUCGAAAUUUUAACGUAUUUGGCUCCGAUUGAUUUAUGGAAACUUUCGUGUGCGAGUCAUAAUUUUAGGUUUUAUUGGACUGAACAUCCACAAUUGUGGUGCUCAUUGAAGCCUAACAAGGAGUGUAUUUAUGAAAUUUUGAAGCAAAACGAACGGUUGAAGAAAGAAAAAUCAAUGCGUUGGUUUUGGAGAAAUAUUUACUUUGAUAUUUUACAGUUGUACCUUUCUAUUCCGAAAAAUUUUAUUGAGUUUUGUGGGCUAUGUGAUAUUGGAAGAAUGUAUGGAGAAUAUAAUAGACCGAUCAAGAUUGGAUUCAUUGGUCCACCAGAAUGUGGUAAAAGUACAUUGACACAGUGUAUUGGAAAUUUGGAUUACAAAAUACCUGGAUAUUAUACUGCAACUAUUGGCGCUGAAUUUGUCACACAAUACUUGAAUUAUAAUCCAGUAGAAGCUGAUCCCUUUUGCGUUAAGCUUGAAAUUUGGGACCUUGCUGGAGGGGACAAAUUUGCAACCAUACGACAAGCUUACACACGAGGUCUCAAUUCUGCCUUUUUUUGUUUUGAUUUAGCCUCGAUAUCAAGCUUCAAAAAUAUGUCAAAGGAUUUGGAUGAGUUUGUUAAAAUCCGCAUCGGUGGGUGUGUUGGAAUAGAUAGCCCAUCAAUGAUACAUAGAAAAAUAUGUGAAAGCUACUGUGAAACUAUUUGCAUUUUGGGAUUGAAACGUGAUUUAGAGAAAGAGGUUUCAAAAGAAAUGAUCAUGCAACUCAUGGCAAAGGUUUCAGAUGUAUCUGUUCCUUAUUUGAAAAGAAGAGUUGCUUACUUCGAAAUUUCAUGUAAAACAGAUCGUAGAGAUAUCAGUUUUUUGUGUCCUCUAAUCUACGCUUGCUAUUCGCGCAUCAUGGACAGUGCUACAACUUAUCGCCACAAAUUGACCUUGCUAACCAAAGAAAACAUGGCUCAAUUUUCAAAUUAUGGAAUUUUGGAUUAA